Molecule: messenger RNA, 2710 nt
Organism: Capra hircus (goat)
Lineage: Eukaryota; Metazoa; Chordata; Mammalia; Artiodactyla; Bovidae
Gene: PLEKHS1
Product: pleckstrin homology domain containing S1
Source: RefSeq, a predicted model, not a curated record
GUUCAAGAGACACAGGAACAGUGCACUCUGCUGAGAAACACACUAGCGACCACCUGGCUUCUAGUGAGAACGGACAGCCAUAAUGGAGCGCAAACCUCAGAAGAGUUCAGGCAAACAAUUUACAUUCUAUUAUGAAAAUGAAGUCUGCAAACAAGAUUAUUUUAUUAAAUCACCACCUCCUCAGCUUUUCUUCUCUGCGACCUCUUGGAAAAAGCGGCUUUUCAUUCUGUCAAAGAGUGGGGAAAAGGACUGUAGUCUUUCGUAUUACAAAGACCAUCAUCAUCGAGGUUCUAUUGAAAUUGACCGAAAUUCCAGUGUAGAAGUUGGCAUCAGGAGCCAUGAAAAAAUGCAGUCUGUACAGAAGAUGUUUAAAUGUCACCCUGAUGAAGUGAUGUCCAUCAAGACCACUAACAGGGAAUACUUCCUCAUUGGCUGUGACAGGGAGAAGAUUAAAGACUGGGUCUCCCUCUUGUCAUCACUCUGCCGGGAUAUAAAAGCAGCGCACCAGAAUACAGAGGAGAAACUCUCAUCAGGUGAUAAAGGCCCUUCAGACCCUCUCCUUGGACCUUUCCGCCCGCCAGAGGCUGUCAGCGCCACCAUAACAAGAAACAGUCUUCCAGACAUGCGUUUAGUGAAAGAACAUUCUCCAGGACUCAGAGAAGCUCGCCUAUCGCAUGACUUCUCAUCAGAAAUCUCUCAAGAUUCAGAAGAAGACAGCCAUUAUAUUAGUCCUCGGAGCAUUCUUUUAGAGCUGGAUAAUAUUAUUGCUCCCAAUGAUUCUGGUGAACUCACGCACCCCACUGGACCUCAUAGUCCAGACAAGGUCGCCAAGACAGCUGAGUGUCAUUACUUGUCAAUGAAAUCCUGUCUUCUCGAAGAGCUGUCCCUUGAGUCUGUUGAUGGCAAAGAGGAAUUUCAGCCCCUGGAAGAGAUCCAGAAUGGGGAGCUUCAUCAGCAAGAACAAGCCUCAGGAACUCACUUUUAUCUUCCACCUGCGAAUUCCGAAGCACAGACCACGAAUGACACAAAGCAGUCGGCUUCACUAACUGUUGUGCAACUGUCUAUAUUAAUCAAUAAUAUCCCAGAUGAAAGCCAAGUGCAGAAACUGAACGUGUUCCUUUCUCUUCCUGACAUCAAAAAUUAUCUUGUUCUCAAAGAAGCUGCAGGACGGAUAUGUGUGGCUCAGUGGGAUGCCCCUCCACGUCUGGGAUGCUUAUUUUUCCAUGGAGAUCACCUUUUGGCUGUGAAUGACCUGAAGCCCCAGAGCCUGGAGGAGGUCUCCUUGUUUCUCAGCCGGUCCAUCUGGAGGGAGAAAGUAAAACUCACCAUCGGUCGUAUCCCAAAUUCAGAGAAAUUUCACACAAUAGCCUGUACGUGCUCCUUACAAGACCUUAAACCUCCUCAACUGGUUACAUCUGUACUGGAGGGGACACUGAAAAGGACUCCAGCCAUUAAAAAGGGUCAGCAGAAAAGAUCUGGAGAGUAGCAUGCUGGGGCCCACCUCCACCAAGCCAGGACAGGCUUUGGACUCUGUGCUGGACUCUGGCCCUCACCACUGUGUGACACCAGGCAGCCAGCACACCUCUCUGAAUUUCUCCAUCUGCAUCUUAACAAUGGAAAUAACCCUCCCCUCUCUGGCUUUAGCAUCAGGGAUGCUGAGAGGGCCAAAUGGAAUAAUGUCUAUGGAACCCAGUGAACAUGUAAGAUCUUAUUAUCUCAGACUUUGUCCCAAACACCACAGACAGAGAUUGGGUAAGUUUCUCAUCUAAAAUGCGCUGUGUGUUCUGUGAGGUCAUGAUCCACACAAUCUCUUCUUUGUUAGGGAAUGGACAGUUGGAAAUACUCAUUCUGGGAAGCCAAGAUUCCCCAGGGAGAUGUGAUACCAUAUCGGCCUUCCCAAACACCUCCUGUUACUCAUCAUGUCCAGAAUGUUGAGACAUCAGUGGCCUCUUGGAUUCCAUGAUUGUCUUGUUUUCUUAAAGACUCAGGAAGAAUUUUAGAAGUCAAAGCAGUUUGAAGGUUCUAUCCAGCAAAGUUUGCUUGUUCUACAAGUACUAAGAGAACUGCUUAGCACUUGAGAGUUCGAAGGGUCUAAACUAAUUGAUGGGUUUCCUAGGUGGUGCUAGUGGUCAAGAACCCACCUGCCAAUGCAGGAGACAUAAGAGACUCGAGUUCAGUCUCUGGGUCAGGAAGAUUUCCUAGAGGAGGGCCUGGCAACCCACUCCAGUAUUCUUGCAUGGAGAAUCCCAUGGACAGAGGAGCCUAGUGGGGUACAGUUUAUAGGGUCUCAAAGAGUCAGAUAUGACUGAAGCGACUUAGCACGCAUGCAAGUAAUUGAUGCAUUAAACCCACUGAUCCUGAAAGGUGGGAAGUAUUUUUUCUCAUAAAUAAGAAAACAAAUUCAGAGGACUAAAAUGGAUGAAUCAAAUCAAGGAAUGGUAGAGCAAAAGAGGGCUUUGGAAAAUAGAUCUUACUGGGUUGCCAUUUUACACAGGAAGAAAUAAGGCCUCUGACCAUUUACUGAUGUAUUUUUUUGUGGCUCCUGGUUUCAUAGCUAUUUAGUGGCAGAACCAAGAAUCCAAAAGCAGAUAUGGCAAUGUCCUGAUCCUCUCUUUGGAUUGGGAUUUAGAUUUGAAAAGACCUUCUUUCUACACAUAGAUAGACAGCACUGGUGGCUCAGACAGUAAAGAAUCUGGCUGCAAUUUGGGAG